Ostertagia ostertagi is the source of this 708-nucleotide messenger RNA. The record is from the annotation of a GenBank genome assembly. Lineage: Eukaryota; Metazoa; Nematoda; Chromadorea; Rhabditida; Trichostrongylidae.
AUGGUAUUGUUGGCCGCAGUAACAAGUGCGAUGCUAGUUCUUUGUGAGCACUUCAGACAUGAUUUCCCUUGGGCAGACCCUGUCUGCUGUCUUUUAUUGUCGGUGGCGACAGCACCUCCUCAUCUUCUCAAUCAAAUUGACAGAUGUAUUUCUGAAGCGUCAACUAUCGACGGUGUUCUGGAAAUACGCUCACGUCACUUUUGGCAACUGGAUUUCGGGCAGCUGGUUGGAACUGUGGACGUGCGAGUUCGAAGGGACGCAGACGAACAAAACGUACUAACUCUUGUCACUGAUAAGAUGUCAUCUGUUGUAAGCAUGCUCACAGUUCAGAUUGUUAAAGACGCUGCAUGGCACACGGUUGAGGGAACGAAUCCGGGUCACGGGCAUACGUAUGGUGACCCACAUGUUCAUGGAGAUAGCCACAGUCACGAUCAUUCCCAUGACCACGAAGGUGGAAAUCACGGCCAUUCACAUGACCAUGCUAGCGGAAAUCACGGUCAUUCACAUGAUCACGACACGAACAUUCUGAUGACGGCCAUAGUCAUAUGGCCGAGUUCGCAUGGAUCUAAUCCUCAAAUGGACCAGUAUAAUGCAGCUUACGGUGUAGCUGGUUAUGGAAAUCCAACAAGCGCACAGCAGGGAUACAGUAGCCCUCCAGUUUUUAGCCCUUCCCAUGGUCACAGCCACGAUGGCGUAACCUACCAUUGA